AUGUCGAAUCCAAACCCUGGUGGAGCGCCGGGGAUUGAACAGCCUUCUCCCUCCCGCAGAGGAAAGGACAUCCAACCUCCGAGCCGCAGCUCGAGUCUCCGCUUUUCCGCAGGGUCGGCGGGGUCUCCUGGUAAACCAAAGCCGUUGAUGCCGAAUUCUGCUGAUACGCAUGAACACGUUGAAGAUCAAACUCAGAUUGCUACCUCGCACGCGAGGGAGCCUCCUAUUAUUGACUCGGAGACUAAUGCUGAUACCUCCGCUCUGGACGAGUUUCUGCAUCAGUCUUCCCAGACCGCGGCCCUGAAGAAGAAAAUUCAUGAAGAGAAGCAGGCCAUUGCCGAGCAGCUCGCAGCUCGAUUCUCUCGAACUUCUCUUGAUAACGACGCCAGCGGUCCCUCCACUGAGAACAAAGAUGUCACAAAGAGAGUAGUUGACCCAGAGCAUGCUCAUCAUGAAUUGCCCUUCAGCAUUGAAGCUGAAGCGGCAGAUGCUGCAUCAAGCCUGCUCGCUCUUGCGCAUGCUAGACCUCAAACUCCUGAAGACACUCUUCAUCCUGACCAAGAUGCAGUCAUACGCUGGUCUCGCCCCGGAGCUCACCAUGCCGAGCGCGACGAUGAUCUAGCCAUCAAUGCCGAAAACGAGGAUGAAGAUGAGUUUGGGCCAUUGUCCUCAACCCACGCUCACACUUCCCCAGCUGCGCGUUUAUUGAAGCGUACCGAAUCAGGGCGCAAUCGUCGUGACGGACGGUAUUUUCCUUCGCCGAUUCCCAGACGCCAUAACCCGGCUCCUUCGACCGCCUCGAGUGUUUACCCUCCAGUCUUCAACAGGACCGAAGUCGCGCCGAUCUUUGCAUACCUCGAUCAUCCUUCUGGAAAUAACCUCGCCGGUGAACUCAGCAGUGCCAAUCUCCAAGGCCUCGCUGUUCUCGCAGAAGACCCAGACCCCAUCGGCUCUCAUGAGACGCUUGGAGGCCCUAGAGACUCAGAUACCUCAAGCAGCUUCCACGGCACGUCUGGCAAUUUGGAUCCAGCGUAUGAGCUGCAACCCUCGAAUCCUUUUAUCGAUGCUGCUCCCGGCUUGGAUCCCUUUCAAGGUUCUCUUCAGAAUACCACGAGCGGAAACCUGUUCACCGCGUACCGGGCCGCCCAGGCUGAAGGACGCGUUGUGGGUGAACUCACUUCUGAGACUGAAUCUCAAUCCCCAUCUGACGCCAAUUCUGCUCACUCCAGUCAGAUUCAUCAUGAAUCUCAAGACCUAGUCAAUUUUCCCCAUGCCGCUUUGGCCGUCCAGGCCUUUCCCGCGCCUGACUCCGACCUGGAGCCCUUCCCCGCUUUUGAAGAUGAGGAGCCCCAGCCUUCCCUUCCCCCACUCAAUCCCGUCUCACCUCUCAUUGAUCCUCUGCAGAUGCACCCCGUCACUCCUGAAGAUCUUGAGCACCUCCCUGCGUCAUACUGGGAAUCCAUUGCUCGUGAGGCCCAAGAGGACCUUGACAAAGAAGCAGCGGAGAAGCAGGAGGACGAAGAAAUAGAACCCACUACUGCAGAGCCCGGCGGCGCGUUCAAGAAGUCAGGAAAUCCUGGCAAGAAAGGCCUCAGGAAGCGUGUCACCUUUAAGGAGGACGAGCUACGCGAAUAUGCGAGCCGCAGGAAUAAGAAGGGAAACCUCUUUGAGGAGCUCAAAGUCUGGGUCAAUCGCCAGAUUAUGAAAGCCAAGACUCGAAAGUCGUGGACCGGUCUGGUGAGCUCCAAGCGCGCGAGAAGAAACAUUGCGUUUAAUGAGUUUUGA
Xylona heveae TC161 is the source of this 1785-nucleotide messenger RNA. RefSeq lists its product as hypothetical. NCBI's taxonomy places the organism in Eukaryota, Fungi, Ascomycota, Xylonomycetes, Xylonales, Xylonaceae. The transcript has a single exon. The record is from RefSeq and is a predicted model, not a curated record. The coding region runs from base 1 to 1785 and encodes 594 amino acids.